AUGACAGACGCAAGGGAAGAGUUGAGGAGGGGUGCCAUGGUUUGCAACGACAGGUGUGGCUGCCCUUCGCCCUGCCCCGGCGGUAUCGCUUGCAGGUGCACGAAUAGUGGGGUGUCAAGUGGGGGCGCGGGGGUGGAGCACAAGCGAUGCUCGUGUGGUGAUCACUGUGGCUGCAACCCCUGCACCUGCACCAAGACGGAGAUGACGGGUACGGGUAAGGUCUUGUGCAAGUGUGGAGAUGGAUGCACCUGCGUCACGUGUGCCUCCUAA
Molecule: messenger RNA, 270 nt
Organism: Cornus florida
Lineage: Eukaryota; Viridiplantae; Streptophyta; Magnoliopsida; Cornales; Cornaceae
Product: metallothionein-like protein 4B
Exons: 2
Coding region: 1-270 (89 amino acids)
Molecular function (GO): zinc ion binding
Source: RefSeq, a predicted model, not a curated record